Messenger RNA from Uloborus diversus, 673 nucleotides. RefSeq names its product nucleoside diphosphate kinase A2-like. The transcript has 4 exons. Bases 100 to 561 code for a protein of 153 amino acids. Lineage: Eukaryota; Metazoa; Arthropoda; Arachnida; Araneae; Uloboridae. Gene Ontology annotation, biological process: GTP biosynthetic process; CTP biosynthetic process; UTP biosynthetic process. The record is from RefSeq and is a predicted model, not a curated record. Gene Ontology annotation, molecular function: nucleoside diphosphate kinase activity.
GUCGCUCUCUUUCUCUUUGCGCGUUGUUUGGUGCCGGUCGUGAGAUUCAAUUCGUAUUUAAAUUCAUUAAACUUUUUUAAUUAAAACUAAAUUAGAAUCAUGGCUCAACGAGAGAGGACCUUUAUUAUGAUUAAACCAGAUGGGGUGCAGAGAGGUUUAAUUGCCAAAAUUAUUGCACGAUUUGAAGAAAAAGGAUUCAAACUCGUGGCAAUGAAAUUCAUGCAGGCGAGCCAAGAAUUGUUGGAAAAGCAUUAUGCAGAUUUAUCCAGCUUGCCUUUUUUCCCUUUUUUAGUUCAGUAUAUGCAAUUAGGCCCUGUUGUUCCAAUGGUUUGGGAAGGUGAUAAUGUUGUUAAAACAGGCAGAGAUAUAAUUGGUGCUACAAAUCCAGCCAAUGCACAACCAGGCACAAUUCGAGGUGAUUUAUGUAUUCAAGUUGGAAGAAACAUCAUUCAUGGCAGCGACUCUGUUCCCAGUGCUGAUAAAGAAAUAGCUUUAUGGUUUAAAGAUGAAGAAUUAGUUAAUUAUAAAAGUUGCAUGGAAAGCUGGAUUUAUGAAAACUAGCUUCAAAUUGCUAUUUUUUUUAAUUGGAAAGGGACCAUGUGCGGUACAAUUUUGAAUCGGGAGCACUUGUUUGCAGCUUCUAUUUUUGAGAAAUAAAGUGGCUUCUUAUUGA